GCCCACCAGUCGCUGGGGAUGGGAUUCGCUCAUAAAAUAGGCUGCCCACGGGGCAAACAGCAGCAGUUUGGGAGAAAUUUCCCAUCGGUCAACACAUCCCAGCAACGCCCAGAAGACGAACAUGAAGUCAAUUAUCAUAUUCCUCGCCUUAUUCGCCGCUUGCCAUGCGGCACCCACUCCGGACACCACUCCGGCUGAUGUCAAGGAAGCCCCCGAGUCGCUUUGGCGUCCUAGCCCCAUCGCUCCUGAAGUGAUCAGCGAUCCCAAGCCCGACGAGAAGGUUGUCCUGCUGAAUCGCCAGAAGCGGGAUGAGAAGGCUCACCCCAAGCCCGACAGCGUGAAGGCCCGCGAGUUGCUGCAGCAUAAUCCACAUCACCAGCAGCAAUCGCCAGCUAAGGCCCAGCCCGCUCCUCUGCAUGGAUCCCAGACUCACGAGCCCCAGCACCAUGAUCACAAGAAGUCCAAGCGCGAGGCUCACCACGAGGAAGGACAUCACGAGGAGGGACACCAGGAGGAGCCCAAGAAGGACGAUGGCAAGGAUGACCAUUCUCAUGCCGACGCCCACAAGCAGUCCAAGCGGGAGGCUCACCACGAAGAGGGACAUCACGAAGAGGGACACCACGAGGAGGCCAAGGAGAAAGCCCUGCCUCAUGCAUUGCCUGCAGCCGCUCCUGCAGCCGAGGCACACAAGCAGUCCAAGCGGGAGGCUCACCAUGAGGAGGGACACCACGAAGAGGGACAUCACGAGGAGGCCAAGAAGGAGGAUGGAAAGGAUGACCAUUCUCAUGCCGAUGAACAUAAGCAGGCAAAGCGCGAAGCUCACCACGAAGAGGGACAUCACGAAGAGGGACACCACGAGGAGGCCAAGGAUGCUCUGCCUCACGCAUUGCCUGCAGACGCUCCCGCAGUCAAAGCUCCCAAGCAGAAGCGAAACUCUCCAACGAAGCCAGAGGCGUCAGGGGCCGACCAUCACGAUGCCCAUCAGCACGAGGAGGAGCAUUCGGCAAAGCCAGACUCCCACGCUCACCACAAGCAGAGGCGCGAGGCUCCCUCCAAGCUAGCCGCCGUGACUACCGACGAGAAAGUUCAGCACGACCCCAAGAAGGUCGAAGAGCUGCACAAAGCCAUAGAAUCGCUGGCCAGUGCACAAGCCAAGGAGCGUCAUCAGCGUGACAUUCCGGUGCCCACUGAGAUCAAGUCCACCACUGCUCCAGCCCACACACACAAGGCCGACAGCUCAGAGCUGACUGUGCCCAUCCACCAUCCCGUGUCCGUGGCCGAGUUGUUCCACAAGGAGAAGCCCGCCGCCGCAGCCGCCACAGCCGGUUCCAGCUCCGAGGAGAGCAAGGAGAAGAGCAAGGAGACCUAGGUCCAAGCCAAGGCCACAGCCUUGCACCCUUCCUGCUUAUGUAACGGCGUAGCGGAGCGCUAAUUGCAAGCGUCACGUUAUCCAUAAUGAACAAACAAACAAAAAACGAGAUU
Drosophila subobscura is the source of this 1482-nucleotide messenger RNA. RefSeq names its product sarcoplasmic reticulum histidine-rich calcium-binding protein. Lineage: Eukaryota; Metazoa; Arthropoda; Insecta; Diptera; Drosophilidae. The transcript has 5 exons. Bases 122 to 1369 code for a protein of 415 amino acids. The record is from RefSeq and is a predicted model, not a curated record.